Molecule: messenger RNA, 3396 nt
Organism: Plutella xylostella (diamondback moth)
Lineage: Eukaryota; Metazoa; Arthropoda; Insecta; Lepidoptera; Plutellidae
Gene: Cdk5alpha
Product: Cdk5 activator-like protein
Biological process (GO): axon guidance
Cellular component (GO): growth cone; cytoplasm; protein kinase 5 complex
Molecular function (GO): protein kinase binding; cyclin-dependent protein serine/threonine kinase activator activity
Source: RefSeq, a predicted model, not a curated record
AGGCGCGGCGGCCGCGGGACCGCACUCUCGCCGCCGCCGCCGCGCCGCCCGAGCGAGCGCCAUGCAUGCCCCCACCUAGCGGGUGCACGCGCGCGGGCCUCAUGGGCACCGUGCUGAGCUUCAGCCCCCGCGAGCGCCGGCCCGCGGCCGUGGCGCCGCCGCCGGAGCGCGCGCCGCUCGCCUACUCGUACGAGCGCCUCAACAACGCCAAGAACCGCGAGAACCGCGACCCGCCGCGCGACGACCGCCGCGCCACGCUCGACGACGCCGCGCGCAUCAUCUCCGAGAAGACGGCGCUCGAGAAGAACCUCAAGAAGCACUCGCUGUUCAUCAACGCGCUGUCCUGGAAGCGGUUCUCGACGGCCAACAACAACAAGAAGAAGCUAGAAUGCAAGAGCAAGAGCGUGACGACGUUCCGCGCGCCGCUGGCGGACAACGCGCCGCUGGCGCUGGACCGCAACAGGAACCCGGUGCCGCGCGCGCCCGAGCCCGCCGCGCGCGCCAGCCUGCUCAACAACAACGUGUGCUGCGCGGAGAAGGCGGCCCCGGCGGCGCCCCCGCUGGCGCCGCGCAAGACCGUCAUCCAGGCGUCCACCAGCGAGCUGCUCAAGUGCCUGGGGGUGUUCCUGCACGCGCGCUGCCCGCGCCUGCGCGACUUCCAGGCGGGCGACGCCGUCAUGUGGCUGCGCACCGUGGACCGCUCGCUGCUGCUGCAGGGCUGGCAGGACGUGGCGUUCAUCAACCCGGCGAACGUGGUGUUCGUGUACAUGCUGGUGCGGGAGCUGGUGGACGGCGACCGUAUCGCCCGGCCGCAGGAGCUGCAGGCCGUGGUGCUCACCUGCCUCUACCUGUCCUACUCCUACAUGGGUAACGAGAUCUCCUACCCACUCAAACCCUUCCUCGUCGAAGAUUCAAAGGACAAAUUCUGGGACCGCUGCCUGCUAAUAGUCGACAGGCUGAGCUUCAACAUGCUUAGGAUCAACUCGGAGCCAGGGUUCUUCACUGAAGUGUUCACGGAGCUGAAGGCGUGUGGGGUCGUAGACAGCCCGGUGGUGGCGGCCCCCGCGCCCCCCCCGCACGCCAUCACCGCCGCCUGACCGCCCCGCCCCGCGCGCCGCGACCGCCCCUGCCUCGUCUAGGCCGGCAGUCAAGCCCCACGUAUUUGCUCAAUCCUUCUUUUACGUUCCGGAGUGAGGAACUAUGAUUGACUGGCGCGACGAGCGUGCGGGCUGAUUAGCGCAUCGCCAUACUUAUUUAAAUACUGUGUGAUACUUUGGUAGGACUGUCGAUAUGGCGACAGAACGGCAACGACGUCACAUAACAUGUUGUAAGCGCAGACUUACAAUUUAUUAUGCUGCACUCUUUCGUAUAUCACUUGUAUUGUUUAUCUGGUAGAUAAUUGUCUGGUAAUGUUACGGAGCCGCGCGCCGGCGGUUAGUUAGGUAGAUAAGGGGUUCUUUGUAGUUGAAUGAUCGUAUUGCCAUAGUUAGUUGAUGUAGCGACGCUGGGAGAGUGCAAUAUGCGGUGGAAUCGGUUCAUCCUUCUAUGAAGUGUACGUAAUACCGGCUCUAAGCGCGGGACUUGUUGUUUUGAGGCAAACAAUUCUUAUUAAUUAAAAAAAUAUAGGUCAAAUAUUACGAAUGAUUAAGCGUUUUGUACAGUAAAGUCGAGUAAAUAAAAUUUAGGCGUAAUCGUAUGUGGUAUCGAGAUGUUUCAAGUGGUGGGUGGUGAAUGUCUGUUCAGUGGUCACCAAUGCGAGUGCAAAGCAUUUCAAACACGAUAAAGUACCAUUAUAUUGUUAAAUCCAAAGUUUUCUUCGUAUUCUUGCAUUGGGUAAUUGAGAAAUGAAAUAAGUUCCUACCUAAAACCAUUUACAACGCCCCGUCUCGUCUACACUCAGAAUAAUGAACAUUUCAUAGAAUGGCGCUCGCAUUGGAGACUCACGGAACCGGGAGAAAGACUUGCAAGUCACGGAAAAAAUAUACAAGGAAACUUUAUUCUACUUUCACUUCGUUUUCAAAAUGCCUAAAAUUCGGAUACGAUUGUUCUAAGUUAGGUUUAAAUUUAACGGUCGUUUUCGUGAGUUUGGCCCGUCCUUGGUGAGACUUUUGUGCCAUACGUGUUUAAUUAUAUUAUCAACACUCUUGCAUGGGAAGUAUGACUAUAAUGGCAAAACAAAUGAAAAAAAACUCACUGUUAAGUUCAAAGUCAUAAAAACGACUUUAGUAUGAAAAUAUUUAGGUAAUAAAGCGUCGUAGCACGCGAAAUUGAACUUAAGAUGCCAGUCCUUUUAAUGACGAAGCGCUAUAGUCACGGAAGGAAGUGUGAAGGGUUAUUUUUGAAUGACGCCUCAUUUAGGAAAAUUCAGAGUAGGUUGUUACACCGGAAUGAUAUUGUGGAGCGUUAAUUGUAAUAUUAAGGGAUAUUUUUAUGAUAUUCAGAAGGAAUCUCAUGUUCAAGUCAUUAUUGGAUAGGUGAAUGUAGGUGUCUGUGAUGUUGUUUGAUUUUUUCAUGUUUCUUUUUACCAUUUCUGUUGUUUCGUAUUUUAAUUUCGACCCCACAGUGAUUCGUUGUAAUAUUUAUAAUUAAACUAAGGAGUACAUGUUUAAGCCACUAUAGUAACUUAGUUAAGGCAAUAAUUCCAUUUCUUGUAACACGAUUCGUCUAAAAUAGUAUCUAAUUAUGAUAGUUAACAAUUUAUCUUUAAUUUAUUGGAUAACUGAGUUGUUUUUCAAAAAGCUUUUUGUUAUUUAUGAAUAUUUUAAGAUCUUAUUUAUUUUACAUCCGUCCUUAAGUUUUAUAGCUAAAUCCAUUCAAGUUGUUAUUAAAUAUUUAUUACUUAUGUUUUUUCUGCUAAUCCAGUAUGUAACUAUUCUAAGUAUUCGUUCAUUGGCGUUCCAAUUAAAGUAUGUAUGUACGAAUUCUGGUAAAUAUAGUGUACUAGGUAACGUGUGUCAGGUGUGGUGCAUGUCCAUUGAUAAAAUAAAACAUAGAAAACACUAAAAAAAACAGUCAAUAGGUCUUUGGCAGUCUGUGGUAUUGAAAAAGCCUUAAUAAAACUGGUUUGUCUAAGAUCAAUGACCGUUACAAGAGCUAUUUAAAUGUAAUUAAAUUUCUCCAUAGUAAUCAUUACUUACUUAAAAAAAUGUAAAAAAAAACUUUACUCCUAAGAAAAUUUACAACAUGUCAAGAAACAGUAGCAAAUGAAUAUCUUAAAUAUUAAUAUUUUUCCAACAACUGAGCCAAAUUUGACUGCCAAAUACCUAUCUACAGAUAAUGAAUGUCACGUUGCUAAUGAAUACAGGCUCUUCAGUAACCAUAUGUAACUCACGUUUGUUACUUACUAAUCUAUUGUAAAUAUACCCAAUUAUAAAAAAAAAACUUUCGUAUAUACAA